UUAGCUUUGGCAUGAUGAGGUCAAAGGACUUGGUAUAGGAUUUACAGGUGAAGCUAGCAAUUCAGAAUUCAGAAUUCCGCUUUAUGUUAAGCUGAGUGAAAAGUCAGGAGAAAGAGGAAUAGCUGUUUCAUUCUGAAUCAGUGGAUGGGAACCAAAUUCAUCAACAAGAAGAGAAGCCACAGCAGCAAAUGGAUCACCAGCUCCAUCCCAAGAAAGUUCCAGGGUUUUGUUCCAUUCGCUAUUGCCUGGCUGUCCUUCUGCAUGCCUGCAACUUUGUAAUAAUGGCCCAGCGCAUAUGUCUGAGCCUUACAAUGGUGGCUAUGGUGAACAUAACAGAUCCUCAGGAUUUGACGAACACAUCUACAAAAACAGAGCUGGAUUAUGUAAAGAAUCCUGUAUAUAACUGGAGCCCUGAUAUCCAGGGCAUCAUCUUCAGUUCCAUCUUCUAUGGAGCAGUUGCAGUCCAACUUCCUGUUGGGUACUUAUCUGGAAUAUACUCUAUAAAGAAAAUGGUUGGCUUUGCAUUGUUCUUCAGCUCUGUGCUCUCCCUGUUCAUUCCACCAGCAGCUCAAACUGGCAAGACUUUGAUUAUUGUGUGUCGAGUAGCCCAGGGGAUGGCUCAGGGGACGGUAACAGCAGCACAGCAUGGAAUGUGGAUUAAGUGGGCUCCUCCCUUAGAACGAGGCCGACUUACCUCUAUUUGUUUAUCAGGGUUCCUGUUGGCACCAUUCAUUGUCAUGCUUGUGUCUGGAUUCAUCUGUGAUCUUCUGGGCUGGCCCAUGGUCUUCUAUAUUUUUGGUGCUUGUGGCUGUGUUCUAUGUCUUAUCUGGUUCGUUCUGGUUUAUGAUGACCCCAAGGAUCACCCAUGUAUCAGCAUCAGUGAAAAAGAAUACAUCAUAUCUUCUCUCGCCCAGCAGGCCAGCUCAAGUAGACAAUCUCUACCAAUCAAGGCUAUGCUUAAGUCUCUUCCACUCUGGGCCAUAUUCUUGAGUGGUUCAGCUUUUAUAUGGACAAAUACCCUCUUGGUUACAUAUACUCCAACAUUUAUCAGCACCAAGCUUCAUGUUGAUAUAAAAAAAAAUGGGCUGCUGUCUGGCCUCCCUUAUUUGUUUGCCUGCAUCUGUGGUCUCCUAGCAGGUCAUAUGUCAGACUACUUCCUAUACAGGAAUAUUUUCAACUUACUUACCAUCCGGAAACUCUUCACCAUACUAGGAAUUCUUUCUCCUGUGAUCUUCAGUAUGUGCCUGCUUUACCUGAGUUUCAACUUUUAUAGCACUAUCAUUUUCCUGACACUGGCUAAUGCCACAACCAGCUUUUGCUUAGCUGGACCACUUAUAAAUGCUUUGGAUAUUGCUCCAAGAUAUUAUGGAUUUCUUAAAGCAGUUACAUCUGUAAUUGGAAUGAUAGGUGCCCUCAUUUCUUCUACUGUGACUGGAUUGAUCCUUAACCAGGAUCCAGAAUUUUCUUGGCAUAAAAUCUUCUUCCUGAUGGCAGGCAUUAAUGUGACAAGCAUAAUUUUCUACCUUAUAUUUGCUAAAGCAGAAAUUCAAGAGUGGGCUACAGAAAAGCAAAAUACUAGACUCUAAAGGGUAAAGCUAAGCACAUGAUGAGCCUGAGACCAGCCUUCUUAGAGAUUGAAAGAGUGAGUCCCAUAUGAGAAUGAAGCUUCAGGAAGAAGCCUCCAGCCCACCCCUCUUCCUCCCCCAGGAGCCCAAAGGAUCCAGUCUCUCCUUCACACCCUAUGUACUUCUCUUUUGUUACAGGUAUUGUUUGUAACAAGUUACGUGUCUGAAUUUUUUAAGGAGUGUUUAUUUAUCUUUUUUCCUCUCUGUAUUAGCGGUCUUUUAAAUGAUUGUUAAAUGCCCCAAUAAACACACGUGAAAUUUUAUAAAAACUUGUGAAAGGCCUUUGUUCUCAAUUUUCAAUUGUUACUCUUCCUCUCCUCCACGCACCCCCCCCCACCAUUGUAAAAGUGUAAGCCAGUGGAAAAUCUCAGAUGGUUCCUAUACUUUCAGGGUUACUUAUUUUUGGAGAAAAAGGUACAAAAUUGGCUUCCUUUCUGGUGGCUGCAGGAAGAAACCAGUUUGUUUUCAGAAGCAACUAAAGGUGACCCACUAGGAAAAUAUUAAAAGGUUAAGGUAAGGAAAGUUGAUGAUUAAAUGCAGAUUUGGUUAGUUUAAAAAGAAGCAAGAAAUGUUAUACCCUAAUGGGUAAUGGCUUGUCAAUGAUAAGUCCUAGGUUUGGCUAUAGAGCUAAACAGGAGAAAUAAAAUGGAACAAAUCAGUUUCUUGGUAUUUUAGUUUCAAUUAAGCAGAUGAAUCAUCAUUUCAGUUGAUUCUGUCCCCAAAACAAAGUAUAUACUUUGUUUUAUAUGCUUUGUCUUAUAUAAUUUAUAUAAAGAAAAUUUCAGGAGCAAAAAGAAAAUUUAGGUGAAAAUAUGGUAUUCUUCUUCCCAUUCAUUUUUUCCUGAUUCCAGAGCUUUUCCACUCAUAGAUUUACAUAUUGAUUCAACAAACAUUUAUUGGCACUUACUAUGUACCCAAUAUUAUUCUUUUGUCUAAGAUGUUGCCAAAUGAUGUAUAAAUGGCUCCUGAUAUCUGGAGGUCAAAUCGCACAUGUGCAAUCCGAUCUGGGUCCAUUUUCCUUCUUAUGAACUUUGGUAUGACUGCCAUCUUUGUGAGUGGCACCCUUGUCAAUCAAGUGUCAUGCCAAACUGCAGCCAUUGCUCUGGACAUCUUUCACGUAGUAUGGAAGUCAUAUCAGGCUUGUCUUUUGAAGCAAAUAGUCUGUUUAGUAUUUUUUUUGUAACCAGAUCCAUUUCCUCAUGCCAGAAGCCAUCACUGCACUACACUGGGAACUUUAUUCAACAUUCCCUCAUGCAGCAUAGCCUUUGAAAAAUGCAUCCCUGAUUAUAUCCUUUCUCACCACAAUACUGCUGAAUUCCAUAGAAAGAUUAUGCUAGGUCCACAGUGUUUCAUGUGUUCUUGACCUCAAUACGUCUACAGUCUGCUCACAACUUACUUUCUGGGCAGACUAAUUAUUCUUUAUCGACACCAAGUCUUUGCUGUGUGCCUUCAGACCUUGGCUCAAUUGAAACUUUGUAGGGCACUCUCCUUCACAUUCAAAUUAGUGGUUAUGCAUUUAUCAUUCACUGCUUUUGUUUUAGUGGUAUCAGGGUUUGAACUCAAGGCCUCAUGCUCAAUCAGCUUGCUUGCUUAGCUGGUGUCUGCCACUUGAGCCAUGCCUUCAGUCCUGCUUUAUAUUUAUUAUUUUUGGAGAUGGAAUUUCUUGCUGAGUUCAAAUUAUCAGCCACCAGUUCUCAGACUCAAGUAGUUAGGAUUAUAAGAAUAAGGUACUGGUGUCCAGGUAUCAUUCACUCUUCUUGUGUGAUAUUCCCUUUAUUUUUUCCUUUUCCAUAACUGUCAUUAUAUAUUAAUUUGUGUGAUACUUUGAUUGCAGUUAUUGCCCUCCUGUGAUAGUGAACUCCUUCAAGCUGUGUAUGAUUUUGAUGUCUGCCAUGCUUCCAUAAACCUUAAUGUGUUUAUUAGUAUGUAUUUAGUGCUUGAAUAAUUUUGUUCUCUUUCAUGAUCUUUGUGCUGACCAUAUGAAGGCAUCAUGAAACCAAGAUAUACCAUAUAUAUCUGCAGAUAUACAAGGGAGAUUUGGAAUGAGGUUGAGCCAGUAUGGAUCUUACAAGUAUUUUUGGAUAAUAAAGUGAAAAAUGAAUGAGACCCACUAAAUGGUUAGGGGGUUCCCAAUAAUCAGAGAAUCAAAGGGCACUGGAGAUAGGACUGACAACAUGAGUAAAUGUCUUGAAAGGAUUAAAAAAAGGCACAGGGCAAUGUCCACUCACUAAGAAAUAUAAGAGAUCUUCGUGGCUUCACAAACCAGAUGUAGGGAUGAGGUCAAGAUGAAGGUAAUUGUGGAAGACCUGACUCCAAAGAAUGGCUGAGUGGUGCAGAUGUUAUAGACUAAAAGCCAGCAUCCAUUAAAAA
Molecule: messenger RNA, 3995 nt
Organism: Dipodomys ordii (Ord's kangaroo rat)
Lineage: Eukaryota; Metazoa; Chordata; Mammalia; Rodentia; Heteromyidae
Gene: Slc17a1
Product: solute carrier family 17 (organic anion transporter), member 1
Exons: 13
Coding region: 189-1586 (465 amino acids)
Biological process (GO): monoatomic anion transport; phosphate ion transmembrane transport
Cellular component (GO): membrane
Source: RefSeq, a predicted model, not a curated record